This is a messenger RNA of Umbelopsis ramanniana AG, 2936 nucleotides long. RefSeq lists its product as uncharacterized. The transcript has 11 exons. Gene Ontology annotation, biological process: endocytic recycling; lysosomal transport; Golgi vesicle transport. The coding region runs from base 219 to 2840 and encodes 873 amino acids. NCBI's taxonomy places the organism in Eukaryota, Fungi, Mucoromycota, Umbelopsidomycetes, Umbelopsidales, Umbelopsidaceae. The record is from RefSeq and is a predicted model, not a curated record. Gene Ontology annotation, cellular component: membrane; GARP complex; EARP complex.
GAUGCCAUUUUGGUGGCCAAAUGGAGAUAAUCUAGGUUACAAAAUUGGUACAAUUCCCUGUUUGUAUAUUGUAACUCAACAGCAUAGUGCCCAAGCGGUGCUGCUAAAAAUCCAAGAGUUGAGUUGUGAGCCGAGGAAACGUAUUUGAGAAAGAAUUGGCCGAGUCAGGUCAAGGCGCACCAAACGAUUUGGUUUAGCAGUCACACUGGCAAAAGCGAAUGGGUAUCUCCGCUUGGGUCAGUGUCCGGGAGUACCUGAUCCGCGUUGACAUGGGCGAGCAGUUACCGCCUCGGCGAAAACCUCGCAAUGACUUGCUGCGAAACUAUUAUGGUAUUGGAGGCAAAGCAUCUGGAAAAGGUAACGAUACCUCGGACAUUGAUGGACCCAACUUCGAUAGUGCCAAAUAUCAAAACAAGCUGCUGAAAGAGAGCAAGCUAGACUUAUUGAUUAGUAGAGACAAUGAGCUGGUGACAGAGAUUAGAGAGCUCGAUGGCGAUAUGAAAACAUUGGUAUACGAAAAUUAUAGUAAAUUUAUAAGUGCAACCGAUACAAUUAGAAAGAUGAAGAGCAAUGUAGAGGACAUGGAGACCGAAAUGGAUCGCCUGCGAGACCAUAUGAGCAAAGUGACGGCCCACAGUUCAACAAUAGAUAAAGAAUUGGCUCCUAGACGUGAUAAAAUUCGACAAUUGGACGGUGUACACAACCUUCUCAAGAAACUGCAGUUUAUAUUCGAAUUGCCUAAUAGAUUGCAACAAUGCUAUAAUUCGGGGGCAUAUCCUCAGGCCGUCCGCUACUGGGCUCGAACCACUCACUUAUUCGACCACUACCAACAAUUGACUGUAUUCCACAAUAUUGAAAAUGAAUGCAAAGACAUCAUGAAGCGUGUUCGACAAAAACUCAAAGAUGCUAUGCAUGCCUCAAAUGCGUCAAUACAAAUCAUAACGGAGAACACUUCGAUGCUAAUUCAACUGAAAGAGGACCCCACAUCACUGAGCAAAGAAUACAUUGCACUACAAUCAGCAAAGUUGGAAGAUUUGAAAGGAAAGCAUCUGGUGACGCUACAGAACGAGAGACAUAAUGAUGACAGCAUGAGAAGCUUUAAUGAAGAAUAUCUUGCUGAUCUAAACAUUGUCGUGGCGUCCUAUCAGCGUUUCUUUAUGUCAGACGGUCAACCCCCGGAGAUCAGUGCACUUGGAAUGUCUACAUCGAACACCAGCCGAAGAAGUUUAGGAUCAGCAUCACAAAAAGGAUCAAUAUCGAAUCAAGAGGCGCAUUCAAGCGCUCACCUGAGCGAAUCGGAGAGAGAGGAAGCUAACAGUCUAUUGAUACUGGCAUUUUCACCGCUUCUUGACGAAUACUUGGAGACUGUCAAAUAUGCCAUUCGAAUACCAUCUGAUCCACUCGGAUUGCCUCGCCCACUGCCACAGAUCCAAAUAUUGAAUGACGCGUAUUCUGCGAUCGUUCAUGAUAGCAGUGCCUUAUGUGAAGUUUUGUUGGCUGAGCAGAGGAUACUUGAUAUUGUGAAAGAUUGGGAGAGCGAACUGCUGACUUCAUUGAUGCACGAUGCUGCAGCGGGAUUAGAAGAGCGCUUCAAAGUAUUUUCAGAAAAAGUGGUUGCAUCUCAGCAAACAAGUGCCAAUGUAGACCCAGGAAUUUUGACCACGUUCGUCAUAGACACUGAAGAAUGGUUGGCUAAUUUUAUGGGCAUGGAUUCUCUUCAGUUGUUGGCCGAAUGCUUACAAUCUGGAGCGUCGUUUGUCUCGGGAAAGCCAAGGAAGGAUAUGUUCUUGAAGCAGAUACAGUCUGGUUUACUCAAACACUGGCGAUUAGUGGUGGAUAGUAUCAAGGAUCAUAUGACCAACGUUGAAUCAAAAUCGUUAGUGCACCAAACUGUUUCUUUGGUGGCUUCCAGGCUCUGCCUAGACUUUGCCGAAAUUUGGGUUAUCAAAACAUAUGCACAAUUCUCGAAAGAGCUAUACCCCGUGUCCCGACGUUCCUCCAACCCAUAUCGACAAGAAGAUGAUCGGGACCUCAUUGUCCCUCUGCUUGAGCCGGACGUUCAGGAGAGCACAGACCUAUACCGCGAGGCUGGCCAGUUAUGUUUGAUAUCGUACGCUCGAACCAUAGGAUACAUGUUUACUGAUAAGAUUGAAGGAUUCCUUCGUGAUAAGCAGUGGUUAAUGCUGAAGGAAAAGGACUGGAUCCCUAGUUCAGUUUCAUCAGUAUGGACGGAAAUCGCAAGUGAAUUGGAAAUUGUUGAAAGAAUGGUCGACAUUGUGUAUCCGAUAGACAGUGAAAAUGCCGAUAGAAGUGCUGAAUCUGAAUAUAGUGUACCGCGAACAAACCGUCUUGGAUCACAAUCGCCGAGUGAAAUUGGUCUUUCACCUACAAACCAAAGAUUAGGCAUCACAUCCCCCAGCAUGACUAGUCUCUCAUCUUUCACCUCGGCUGCUAAUAACGAUUCACAAGCUACCAACGCCAUGCCUAGAACCUAUGGAAACGAUCUUCUGAGCAAUAUCAGUAAAUUGUUUCAAGAACGCAUUGAGAUUUAUGGCCACAUUGAUCCUUCAGCAUUAGAUGUUUGCGGCGCACUUGUGAAAGUCAUAUUGAAAGCCUACAAUGAAAUACUUCGUGAGGUGACUUUAAACAAAUAUGCUUUCUGGCAACUUCAAGUUGAUGUGGAGUACCUUCGGAUUGUUCUUUGGAAGUUUGCUCGCAAUGAAAAGCUUCUAAACUCAAUGUUGGAAGAAAUUUGUGCCAGUGCUUAUCGUCGAUGCACUCAGCCAAUAUCGCUGGAUUCCUCGAUUUCAGAUCAAAUUCUCGGUGCUUAUGAACAGUGAUAAUGUUAGCUCCUGAAAAAGUUGCGCUAGGCAAAUCACAAAAAUAAAAAAAAUUGUUACCAACUGCUCCCUCAAUUGGACUAUUUUUAGCUUUGA